AUGCGCCGGGCUUACAAGACAUUUCCAUCGAUAGCUUCUAGAUGGGAACUGGUGCGCGGAUACGCCGACAGCCCCAAGCCAACUAUUGCUCCAGGUAUCAAAAAAAUUAAGGAUGCUAGGAUCCAUAUAACCAGCCAUAAACUAUGCGAUGAUGUCCUGGAAAGAUUAGCUCCGACCCUCCCUACAGACCGGCCCCUUGACAUUAUCGAUGUAUACCCGGGCGUGGGUAUCUGGUCCUCUCGUUUCCAUGACCAUAUCCGCCCACGAAGACACAUAUUACUAGAACCGAACUUCAAAACAUACCAAUCCUUUUUAAACCCUCUUCUAACGUCACCGGGAUCACGAUAUCUGCAUCUUCCAUGGGACCCGGUCGAGGACAGGACGUUCGCGAACCUUUAUGAUAAGGGGUAUCUCCCUGAACAGACAAAGCGGGAGAAAGGGUCUACAGAAGUGAACGACACGCUGCUAGUGUUGGCCAACAUGACACUUCUUCGAUCAGCUACAAAUAUACGGACCUUGGAUAUACGAAAAUAUAUCGAGUCAGUGCUGGAUCAAAGCUAUUUUCACCGAUAUGGAUUGGUGCGAAUUAUUGCAAUCUUUCCAACGUCGAAUGUAGACGCUAUCCUGCCUAAGUCCAUUAGUAGGCGACGGCGGACGCAGACGCUGCUGGAAUGCGUGGCUGCGGAUGUUAAGGAGGUGGCGGGAGAUACCAGCGAGACAGUACACUGGACACGAAGAGGAUUGGAGGUUCUAAAGCAUAGUGCAGAUAUGGUUGCAAAGCGGUUAAAGACUUCACCGGUUAAGGUGCCAGCUGGACGAGAGGCAAUCCCGUUGGAACUUGCUCCAGAGCCUGCUGUUGUAGAUGAGUCGAAGCCCCAUUUCCCCCGACCUAUUCACGACUGGCACAGGGAAUACUUGAAGGUUCAGGAAGAUUUGAAAACAGAAGAAGCCAGCGUUAAAGUCAAGAAGCCACUGCCUCCAAAAUUGAAGGAGCUACGGAAGCGUUUGAGGGCCUUGAAGAAACGCUAUGCAUACGAAAAUCGGCAGAUUCAAUCUGCUCAUGUGGCGGAUGAUAGGCAGAGCGGGAUUGACAGGAUAGAAUCCAAACUUCGAAGGGUGAUGAACGGCACUCUUCCUGUACCGACACAUGGAGCCGCGGGCAGAAUGAUUAAGAGGCUUGCGGCGUUGAAGGAGGAGCGCGACGUUAUCCUCUCUUCGUUAGGAAAACAAUAUCUCGAUCACCAUUACCCGGUAUAUGUGAACGAACGGCGUGUAAUGGCCAGUUCUUCAUUGAAUCCAUCUCCUAAACCGCUCUUACUUUGGGAUAAGCGCGCCUAUGAACCGCUACAUGUUAAUAAACACGAAUUCUUUCCCUAUAUACCUUGUUCAAUCGUCGAUAUCCAGCCGAACCCUAAUUCGCUAAUCCUCGAGGCCCAACGCAAGUUUAAAGCCUCAAACCAACCAUUCAAAUAUAUAUCAGCCUUAACUACAUAUCUUGCGCUACUGAGGACGUUCACCACCGCAUCCAAAAAAUCAGUGGAGCAGCUGCUACGGCAAGUGUUUGCAUCAAGGCCUAUAGCUGAAUUCCCAUCGGCAAUACCCUCGUUGGCCGAGUAUGCGACGCCGAAGAUCACACUGGAUGCCAAGGAGGCAGCUACAUGGAAGGAUGUGAAAACCAGCGAGGCGGGUGUGAUUGUAGGAUAUGAUACAGACUGUCUGGCAGAUGCCACAUUGCAGCGGCUCCCGAGCAAAGUGGUAUGGGAUAUUGCUGUUGAGUGGGAGAGGUGGCGAGCGGAGAAGAAUAUGCCGGAUACGUUAUCGAAAUCACUAGGCGGUGCAUUCGUCGAAGAUAUGAACGAGGCAUUCGGGAAACGGUGA
This is a messenger RNA of Arthroderma uncinatum, 1878 nucleotides long. RefSeq lists its product as uncharacterized. The record is from RefSeq and is a predicted model, not a curated record. Lineage: Eukaryota; Fungi; Ascomycota; Eurotiomycetes; Onygenales; Arthrodermataceae. Bases 1 to 1878 code for a protein of 625 amino acids. The transcript has 2 exons.